Capsicum annuum is the source of this 657-nucleotide messenger RNA. RefSeq lists its product as uncharacterized. The record is from RefSeq and is a predicted model, not a curated record. The coding region runs from base 117 to 314 and encodes 65 amino acids. Lineage: Eukaryota; Viridiplantae; Streptophyta; Magnoliopsida; Solanales; Solanaceae. The transcript is spliced from 3 exons.
ACAUAGGAAUUAACCCGUUUGAGAAAUUCCAACCCGAUUGAACAAAUAAAGCCCACUCAAAGUAUGCAAAUUACGCUGUUUUAGGAACAAGGGUUUAAUGUUACUACUACACAUCAAUGGAGAACAGAAAAUUCGUAGUGAAGCAACUCCUUAAGGACAAAAAACUCUGGUUCGCUUCAUUCCUCAUUGUAUGGGCUGCUGCUCUACAGGGGCACAUGAUGUGGUUGAAAAGGCAAGAUUCUUUCAAGCAGAAGUUUGGAGACCUAAAGGAUGAAGGGGCAAGUGAUCAACAGGAACUGGUGGAUAAUCGAUGACUCGGUAACUACUUUAGUCCUAGAAAAACAGCCUGAGAGCAAUAUUGGAAAUGGAAAAGAUACCGCGAAGAGAAGCUUCCAUUGGUUACUACUCACAGUUGAUGGGAGAAGCUUUUGACAUCGACAUUUUUUGUUCCUGACCUCUCAUUAUUUACUUCGAGUAAACGUUAGUUCACUUGUUUAUGAACUCACAUUGAUUGUCUUAACAACAACAUACCCAUUGUAUCCCACCGGCGAGGGUCUGGAAAAGGUAGGAUGUAUGCAGAAUUUGAUAUUGUUAUCUUAUGCUUUACCUGUCAACUAUCUAUUAUUUACUUCAGCUAAAGGUGUAAAAGUUUCAUGA